CUGAUUUUACAACGUUGAACUAUUUUGAAAAAAACAAAAUGUCUUUCACAUGGAUUGUCAUCAUUUUAGUUCAAAUUCUCGGUGUUUGGACAGAAACUGAUGAACCAAAUGGCACAGAUUUAUUCACGAUUGAAGGGAAAGUAGAAGUUGUGUCCACUACAAAUAAAGACUGGCUUCCUGAUACACAGAUUUCGGUCGAUGGAGGAACAUUUAUUUCCUAUUUAAGGGGAGAUGGCCGGUUUGUAAUUUCUGGAGUGCCAUCUGGAACAUACAUGGUUGAAGUUGUUAAUCCAAACUACAUGUUUGAGCCAGUCCGGGUAGACAUCAGCGCAAAGGGCAAAAAGAGAGCAAGAAAGAUAAAUUUGAUGGAGCUUUCACCAAUAAAAACGGUCCAUUAUCCAUUGGAAUUUAGGGAAAGGCGUAAACCAAACUAUUUCCAGAAAAGAGAGCAGUGGAAAAUUACAGAUUUUUUGUUUAAUCCUAUGUUCUUGACCAUGGUUCUCCCUCUGGUGCUGGUAAUGAUCUUACCCAAGAUGAUGAACGCUGCAGACCCAGAAGCACAAAAGGAGAUGCAGAGUCAGAUGAAGGCACUGAACGACCGCUCAUCCAUGCCAGACUUCUCAGAGACAUUGACCAGCUGGUUGGGUGGGGGAAGCAACAAAAAAAACAGAAAAGACAAGACCAAAUGAAAGGGACCCUAGUCAUAGACAAGCUCAAGUUACUGUUGAUGUGUUCUAACUAACUUGAUGUAAUCUUUAUUGAUCAGCAUACUCAUAUAUGUAGAUUUUGGAGAGUGUGUUCAUAAGCAGAAAACUUUUUAUCCUUUUACCAGAUGAAAAUUCGAUAGUAUAACAACAAUCGUAUAAAAUUUAGCUUUAUUCUAUGGCUAUUUUUAGAUCAGAUUUGGUUUUUUCCAAAAAUUGGAGAAUAUUUUUGUCAACUAACAGAAAGAUAAAAUCGUCAAAAAAUGUGAUAUUUUAUAAUAAUUAAUGGAAAAGGGGAGGAAAUAAUAGGAUAAAUAGAAUAUUAUGUGAGUUUGUGCAAGCCUGGCGCUAACAUGGUUCUAAGCCACGCAUGAUAUACUUGAUCUUUAUCCAAAACUCACAUAAUAUUCUCUAUUUAUUAAUAUCCAUCCAUGUGUUAAUAAAAAUUAUUGUAUUGUAAUUUUUAAAUAAUUGUUUAAUUAUUUAUUAAAAUUAUUUUUUAUAUUUCACUCUAAGUAAAACCACAUCACCGCGUACUAAACAGCCUGGAUUCAGUUUUACAUAACUAAAUAGAAAAGUAUGGCCAUUUUUUUUAUAAAUGAUAUAAAGAUUGUUACAAAAAAUACAGAAUAUUGAAGAUUGCCUUUCCAUAAAAUCAUUCAAAUGUUUUCUUGGAAAUAGAAGUUAACGCUUUAUGUUGUAAAAGUUUCAUGUGUAAUUCUUCUAAUCAUUCCUACUGAAUGAACAAAUAUUGUGUAAAUGCUUGUCUUAUUUCGACAAAUAUGCAAAACCAAUACGAACAAAAUACAAUCCCUUGCCUACAUAGUAUGGUCAUGCUUUGAAGUAAAGGCCUGAUGCUAAAAGACAGUAGUUACAACAGAGGUAUAUAUGUAUGUGAGAAUAAAUACAGACUUUAAGCAGUCCGAUACUAUUUUUAUUGGUCAUGGGAUUUCAAGACAAUUUUUUUGUAUUUCUUACAAAAUCACAAUCUAUAGGGUAAAAAUCAAAUAUGCUUAAGCAUUUUCUGUCGCAAGUGUAAUCACGAACCUUUAUGUAAUAAUAAUAUAGUUAUAUGUGUAUGGAAUCUUUAAAUGUUUAGUUUUAACAAUGAUAUUUACAAUAAUCAGAAUUGAAGUGAAAAUGCAUGGAAAUAUGCGAUGUAUCUGAACUGCCAUAUCUUCAUUAUUGUUUGAUCUUACUUUGUAUCCUAAUUGUAAAUUAGCCACAUUCUGGUAUAUCAGGGUGUUAUGCAUGUGUGUAAAGGUUUGUGCCAGAUUGGCAUAUGCAGUUUGCGUAUGCAUGUGUGUAAAGGUUUGUGCCAGAUUGGCAUAUGCAGUUUGCGUAUGCAUGUGUGUAAAGGUUUGUGCCAGAUUGGCAUAUGCAGUUUGCGUAUGCAUGUGUGUAAAGGUUUGUGCCAGAUUGGCAUAUGCAGUUUGCGUAUGCUUACCACUGAUGAUAAUUUUCACCUGGGCUGGAUUUUGUUUAAAAUGACUUUUUUGAAACCGAAAUUUCCACAAAAAAAGAAAGUGUUGAACCUGAUAAGCAUAUGUGGACCUCACAGGCUUAUUUGUAUUGAUGCUUUACAUACAGGCAUUAAGUCCGUUCUUUUAACCCUUUCAGUGCAGGAACCGAAUUUUGCAGGCCUUUGCAAACAGUUUGGAUCCAGAUGAGAUGCCACAGAUCUGGCGUCUCAUCAGGAUCCAAACUGUUUGCUAUUCUGAUAGUAUUCUUUGAAAAAAAUGGAAGAAAAUGCUAAUUUUAGAAAUUCAGCAGACGACAUUUUAGCAGAAGACAAAUUUCCCAGCAUUCAAAGGGUUAAGAGCAUGGCUCAUUUAUUCUGUAAUUCAUUUAUUAUUGUUUAGCUCAGUAGGAUCAGUAAAAGUGGGUACAUCUGUUUGAUUGUGUGCUUGUACUGAUGGCUGCAUGAACUGAUGUAACAUUUAUAAGUGAAAAGGCUUUGUGUCUAUGUUCUUAGAAGUUAGAUCAUAUUUCAUUCAUUGAAUAUAGACACAAUUGUUGUUGUAUUGUUUUCUCCUAGAUUUAAAUAUUUUUUAGGCAUUUAUUAUAAGAUCAAAUUUAGGCAUAAUUUUCUUUCAAAGGUUUCCAUAUAUGUAUGAUUUUAUGUCCUUGAUAUUUUCAUGCAUGUUUCAUCGUGUUAAAUAUUGUAUUAUUUGUCAAAAUUGAGAAUAGUAACGUUCGUGUAUGAUUUCUAUCAACAUGUUGAUUUCUUUAUUGCAAUAUUGUCUUUAGUUUUAAUAAAUCAAUCAAGCACAAA
Dreissena polymorpha is the source of this 2979-nucleotide messenger RNA. Its product is annotated as ER membrane protein complex subunit 7-like. Lineage: Eukaryota; Metazoa; Mollusca; Bivalvia; Myida; Dreissenidae. Bases 39 to 689 code for a protein of 216 amino acids. Gene Ontology annotation, cellular component: EMC complex. Gene Ontology annotation, molecular function: carbohydrate binding. The record is from RefSeq and is a predicted model, not a curated record. The transcript is spliced from 4 exons.